Messenger RNA from Neoarius graeffei (lesser salmon catfish), 748 nucleotides. Its product is annotated as THAP domain-containing protein 5-like. NCBI's taxonomy places the organism in Eukaryota, Metazoa, Chordata, Actinopteri, Siluriformes, Ariidae. The coding region runs from base 143 to 748 and encodes 201 amino acids. The transcript is spliced from 5 exons. The record is from RefSeq and is a predicted model, not a curated record.
UUUAUCCAAUCAGAAUGCACGUUCAUUUUCUCUGCGUAUCACUCAUGACGUAUGUAUGUGCCCAGUUGUGUUGGCUCAUUGAGGUUGGGACUAGCACGUGUGAAUCGGAAAGUAGGAUGAAUUGUAAGUGAUCGGCUACACAAUGCCACAGUGUGUUGCUUUCGGGUGUAAUAACAGGACAGAUGGAAAGCAUAACGAUCCUCCAGGCGUGUCUUUUCACUCGUUUCCGCUGAAAAACACCAAGCGAGUUCGAGCAUGGCUACGUAUGAUCGGCAGAAGCGAUUUCAAGCCAUCACGCGCUUCAAGGCUGUGUUCAAAACAUUUCCUGCCCUCGGCAUAUGAGGAGGACUUAUUUACCAAAUACGUUGGACUACAACCAGGGAAGAAGCCCAGGCGAAUUCUGAAGGCUGAUGCCGUACCGACGGAAUUUUGUCAUAGGCCAAGUGCAAGUGAGACGGCGGCGAGCGAGUUCUCUGCACGUUCUGUGAGGUUGAAAAAGCGUCCAAAGGAAGCGAAAAUGAAAGAGAUGAAAGAGAUGCUUGUAUCUUCUACUUCGCCUGGCUGUGCUCUGAAGAAGCAGCAGCAUGAAGAUGUGGUGUCAAUACACACUGACAAGCCUCCACUGCAUUCAUCUUCACAACAGUUUCAUAUGUAUAUUUAUGUUCUUUUUAAAAAGGCUGUACAAAGAAAUAGAUAUUGUCUUCAUAUUUCAAUGGCUUUUUCCCUUUAUGCCCCCAUUAUCGCCUAG